UUUCCUUUUGUUAACUACUUUACUGCACUUUUUCACGUUUAUUAUCUUUCCAAUUGAUAAAGGAUAUUAAAAUUUCCCAUAAGUGGCAACAAACGCGAAACAUGCAGCCCUGCCAACCGUAAGAAGCCGAACUCCAUGUGUCACUUUUCACAAUUUUUGCGAACGGCGGCUUUUUUUCACAAGCGAGAAGAGAAAUUUUUAUAAAACUGUGAAAAAUUGCAUUUUAACCCAUUUGAAGUGUUUAUUAAGAAAUUACAAAAGUUGAAGGACAAGCUUUAUAACUUGUGAACCGAUUCAUUCAUUAGAUUCCGCAUCAAUUUUGCGAUAAUAUUAUGCGCUAAUAGCGAAGGCGUGAGCGUAAAAAUUUGCCUUGUCGGGUGAACUUUUGUAAAUGGCUAGAGAGAUUUUCAGUUCCAAUACGGCGUAUACCAUCCCCGUUCACAUUGAUGAUGUACAUUGAACACACACCCUUGGAAGAUAAUCUGCAAUUUUUCUUGAAGAAUCACAUUCCCGCCAGUGACGCCAACUCAAUACUGGCGCAUGUACGCGACGUCGAAGACACUGCUGGUACACAACUGCAAUCGCAGGCGCAAGCUGAAGGUGACGCUGCCUAUGCCGGUUAUACCGGACGCUUAAACCUACUUCGAUUGGGUGCUAUUGCCAAAGCAAAGGUUCCUAACAUCGCUGAACCAGAUACAAAUAGAUAUUUUCCUAGGAGAAAAUUGUCUCCGCCAGGUUUAAUAAACCGUAACACCGUGCCGCCAAAACUUAACGGAAUCGGCGAUAUAGCUUACAAAGAGGAGGAAGAGGAAGAAGGAAAUUAUGAAUUGAUCGAUAUAGAUGAUGUUCAAGAAAAUCAAGUGAUUAAGGAACGCAACGAAUUAGCAACAGAAGCCGAAGAUAAGGGCGUUGAAAAAAACCAAACACCUGUCGCUGACGAAAUUAUCAUACAAAUAGAAGACGAAGAAGACAAUUACGAAUAUUUCGUUCAACCAGCGCCUAAACAGCGAAAGUACAGCCAAACUCAACUCUCAAAUCAGGUUUUUGGUCACUGUCGGCAGCAGAACAGUGAACCCCAGCUAUCACGUAAGCGCCCUUUGCGUCCAGUGCCGGCAGGAAUACCAAUCCAAAGUUGGCAAACUCAGCUAGAAUUACCGCCACUACAACUGAUAACACCGCAACCAUCUCUCAAACGAGUAUUGAAUGGUCACUUGCCGAUACAGCUACAGCGCAGUGACAGCAGGGAAAGUGUAACAAGCAGCUAUUAUUUAGCCGAAGACGGGUUGAAUUUAACUGGCCAUAGGCACUUAAACGGUAACCGUAAUCCGGUGGUACACGAAAUUGAAGAAGAGGAAGUAGAAACAGAAGAAGACUGCGACGAAUACUACACUCAGCCGGCAAAUCUAGCGGGUAGUGUAAAUAACUCACAGAUGGGUAUCGAUAUAAUCAGCAGAUUAAAACGUUUGUUGAACUUACACUCCGAUUCCACAGACAACGCGCAAGGAGAGGGAUCUCGAAAAAGAUCCGGGAACUAUACUGCAGAUGCCAAUCAGCAGCCAAUAAAAUAUAAAAAAGUACAUAAUCGUUUUCCUAAAAUUAUAACUCACAAACUGGAUGAUGGCGACUUUGAUGUGAUCUCUACUUUUCCUAAGCAGGAGAAAAAAAUGUUGGCAUGCAAGUCGCCUAGCAGCGCUUCCAAGCAUUCACUAGAGAUGACACAGCGCAAGUCGUUACACUCCAUUGAAAAGCCGAAAUAUCGUAAGUCGAUGUUUAUGGCGCCUACGGUAACCCAUCGUUUGGUAAAAAAUACAUCCUAUGCUGAUGUCGAAUUUUCUGAUGAUGAUGAUGAACCUCAAAUAGUAAAAGGCUUUGGCAUUGGAUGUGCUAGUGGGUCUGGCUUGAAUGAUGGGCGCGCUAUUAAAAAGGUACCACGCAUUUUCAAUAUCCCCAUUUUGCGUGAGAGUGAAAAUGUUCGGGCGCCGGUUUCGAAACCGCCACCUCCACUUAUUGAGCCACGCAGUGGCAGCAUCCUAGCGACAUCACUUAUGCCUGAGAUCGAUUUGACGAAACGCAAACCAAUGUCGUAUUCGGAGGUCCUGCGACAGAACUUACAAAUGCCUGCCAGUGGUGGGCACGUCUUGGGCAGGCGUUCGGCCAGCUCAAUUUCUUCUUCGGGAGGAACAUCAGCUUCUAAUUGUGGGCUGAAUAUAUUGGGAAACAUUCGCUCAAAUAUGUGGGCUACUAAUGCUCGUUCAAUUCUAACACAAGAAAAGGAAACCGAGGAGCAUGAAAAGUACCAGCAGCUACUAGAACAGGUUGUACCGUGUUUGUAUGGUGCAUCAGAGGGUGCAAAUGUACACUCUUUUGCCAAGCCUCCAUUCGGCUUUGAUGCGCCGCUACGUCGAGGCGCCCUGCACGCAAAUAAUAGCAACCAGAAACCAGUAGCUAAUCAACGAAAGUCUCUCGGUUUACAAAACAGCUUGCCACGCGCAUUGAAAAGACCACCACUUUCGUCUACCAUCAAUUUGGACGACGACGAUGAUGAAGAGAACAAUGAGGAUGUUACAUUCGUUAGUGUGAAGGACCAGCGUCCUGUACGAAAUGUUCUGCCAACGGUGAUUGUCGACGAUGACGAAGAUGAGAUAAGUGAAAUAAUUGAUUUGGAUGACGAUGAGCGGCAAGUGGUUUCGGCAUGUACAAAAUUAAAAGAACAGAAUGCAUGCGGCGUUCCUUUGGGCACAAAAGACAAAAAAAAAUGUGUUACACGCCUUCCAUACGUUGAACCAGUCAACACAUUGCAAGAACGUUUCAAUACUUCCCCACAUUUAAAGUCCAAUUGGCUGCAAGCACUACAAUCUAAAUGGACUGAAAAGAAGAAGAAUCGUCUGCAAGAGGUUAAUGACACGGUGAAUGUGGUGGAGAAGCUGACAGCUGAGCGGCGUGCAGCUGAAUUGGAAAUGCAGGAUCGUCUGCGUAAGAUACAAAUUGUCGAUCCAGAUUUGCUCGUGAUUGAUGAUUUUCCAGUACAAGAAGUCGAAGAAGAGCCUGAAUUUGUUGAACUAACACCUGAAUAUCAAGCGCGAAUAAAGGAGGCAAUUAUAGGGCCACCCGACCAGGUUCUUGUGUCGAAAUUCAAUCUAAACAUUACACGUCGUGAUAUACACACGCUACUUGGACACAAUUGGCUCAACGAUGAGGUUAUCAAUUUCUAUAUGAAUCUGCUUACCGAGCGUGGUGAUACAAGACAUGAAUCACACGGUUUACCUACUGUCUAUGCAAUGAACACAUUCUUUGUGCCACGCUUACUAUCGGCUGGUCAUAGUGGUGUAAAGCGUUGGACACGCAAGGUGGAUAUAUUUUCCAAAGAUAUAAUUCCCGUACCAGUGCAUGUUGGUGGUGUGCAUUGGUGUAUGGCUAUUAUACAUCUGAAGAAUCGCACCAUUAAAUAUUAUGAUUCAAUGGGCACACCAAAUCCUAGUGUACUGAAAGCACUGGAACAAUAUCUCAAGGAUGAAUCGUUGGAUAAGCGAAAGCAAUCAUUCGACACUAGCGGAUUUGAGGUCGAGUCUGUACGUGAAGUACCACGACAGAUGAAUGGCAGUGAUUGUGGAGUAUUCAGUUGUAUGUUUGCCGAGUAUAUAACACGGAAUCGGGAGAUAACAUUUACCCAACAGCAUAUGGAAUACUUCCGUCACAAAAUGAUAUUGGAAAUUGUGCGUGGCGAUUUGUUACAGUAAAACGAACAAUAAAGUCUAAUUUAAAUGUAUUUGAUCGUGAUUGGUAAAAGAAGUAUAUUAAAAAUCAGGUGUUUGUGGUGGAUAGACAAGAAGAGAAAUACAAAAUUUCAUAAAUGUUUAAAUGAAACCAGAAAUGGUUAUUGAUUUAUGGUGAGUGCAGAUAUUAAAGGGAACUGCAAUCACAUGUACCAAUUACCAAUUCGUGGCCAAUGCGCACCUCCCAAAUUCAACGCUAUUAAUCUAAAGCUUUAUUGAUGUUGAAUAAUGCGCAUAUUCUUUUCAGUGUAGUUCUUUCAGUUAAAUAAUAGAGAACAAGGGCAGUCUAUAUUAAACAGAAUUUUGGCGCAAUAGUACAUUACUACAAAUGAUUAAAUGCCUAGUUUAAAAUUUGCAUAAAUACAAUAUGUAACCUAAACAAAUAUAAAUUAUAAUAUAAUGCUCUUUUUAAGUUACUGUGGAUACAUUUGUAUUUUUAACUUUCUAAUUUAUGUAUCGUGUGUCUUACUUUAAAUAUUGUGAAUUUGCUAAAAUCAUUUACGUUGUAUGUUGCUUGGCAAAUUUAAAUUGGGCACCUUCUCAUCUUUAAAUUGGAUAUCAAAAAAA
Messenger RNA from Rhagoletis pomonella (apple maggot), 4340 nucleotides. RefSeq lists its product as uncharacterized. Gene Ontology annotation, molecular function: deSUMOylase activity. Lineage: Eukaryota; Metazoa; Arthropoda; Insecta; Diptera; Tephritidae. The record is from RefSeq and is a predicted model, not a curated record. Gene Ontology annotation, biological process: protein desumoylation. Gene Ontology annotation, cellular component: nucleus.